Messenger RNA from Malania oleifera, 1425 nucleotides. Its product is annotated as formyltetrahydrofolate deformylase 2, mitochondrial. Gene Ontology annotation, biological process: 'de novo' IMP biosynthetic process. The record is from RefSeq and is a predicted model, not a curated record. The transcript is spliced from 8 exons. Bases 257 to 1123 code for a protein of 288 amino acids. Gene Ontology annotation, molecular function: formyltetrahydrofolate deformylase activity. NCBI's taxonomy places the organism in Eukaryota, Viridiplantae, Streptophyta, Magnoliopsida, Santalales, Ximeniaceae.
ACCCACGGAUGACUCUGACGAUGCAAUCUUAGCUGUGAACGGCUAGGAUAUUCCGGCACUAACCAAUCACCUUGUCGCUGACUCGGUUCAUGUGAUCCCGUCAUUCACAAGCACGACAUCGAUUUAGUACCUGUUUCGACCAAACAACGCCGCUUCGUGAACUCCACUCGAACCAACUGUUUAGGGUAACCCGCCCCGGGCGCGGUGGGUGGCGGACGGCGCAGCAGAGAGAGAGAGAGAGAGAGAGGACAUAAACAUGAGCCUCCUACGAAGAGCGGCUUCUAGCUUUCCCCAACUUCCGGGAUUUGCAAUCAGGUGCUUCAAAUCAUUGAAUUUGUCCGGCGAGUCCCUCGACUCGUCUUCCUCUCUCACUCAUGGCAUUCACGCCUUCCAGUGCCCAGAUGUAGUGGGAAUCGUCGCAAAGCUAUCGGAAUGUAUCGCGUCGAGAGGCGGAAACAUACUCGGCGCCGACAUCUUCGUCCCUGAAAACAAGAAUGUCUUUUAUUCGAGAAGCAGCGAGUUUCUAUUUGAUCCUGUUAAGUGGCCACGGUUGCAAAUGGAUAAGGACUUUCUUAAUCUCUCAAAGGUGUUCAAUGCAAUGAAAUCUGUUGUCCGAGUACCUGCACUUGACCCCAAAUACAAGAUUGCUGUUCUCGCUUCAAAGCAGGAUCAUUGUCUGGUCGACUUGUUACAUGGAUGGCAGAAUGGAAGACUUCCAGUGGACAUAACUUGUGUGAUAAGUAACCAUGAUAGAGAUCCAAACACACAUGUGAUUCGAUUCCUUGAAAGGCACAGAAUUCCGUAUCAUUAUUUGCACACUACUACGGGGAACAAAAGAGAAGGGGAAAUCUUGGGUUUGGUUCAAGAUACUGAUUUUCUUGUACUUGCUAGAUAUAUGCAGAUAUUAUCUGGAAAUUUUUUGAGCACAUAUGGGAAGGAUGUAAUUAACAUUCACCAUGGCCUUCUGCCAUCGUUCAAGGGUGGGAAUCCUUCUAAACAGGCAUUUGAUGCUGGGGUGAAAUUGAUAGGCGCAACAAGUCACUUUGUAACAGAAGAACUUGAUGCAGGACCCAUUAUUGAACAAAUGGAGCCCCAGAUAGGAGAGCAGGAAAAGCCCCGUUGAUCUAGUGUGGUUUAAUUGCCCUUUUUGAAGGGUAAGUUUUUGUAGGGACUGUUAGAUUUUGUGGGAAAUGUCCCUAGAUUUUAUUUUUGGGAUGUAUCUAUGGAAAUACAGUAGAUAUAGUGACUUUGGUAUUGUGAUGUAUGAUAUGAUGGGAUGUACAUGAUUUUAUGUUUCCUGCUGCUUAGGCUUCCGUUUUAUGUUCUGAUGUAUCCCUGGUACCCACGGGUUCAGGUGGAUUGUAACCUGUUGAGCUGAAAUGUAUGUUGUUGAUUUUAUUAUUAUAUAUAAAAAAAUAUUGAAAA